Molecule: messenger RNA, 1364 nt
Organism: Phascolarctos cinereus (koala)
Lineage: Eukaryota; Metazoa; Chordata; Mammalia; Diprotodontia; Phascolarctidae
Source: RefSeq, a predicted model, not a curated record
AGCAGUACUGACUCCAGGAAGCCAGUCGCUCCAGGACCUGAGAAGCGUAUCUUCAUACCUUUUGAAAGUACUUCUUGGAAGAUUGGGAGGGGUGGAGACCCUGGAUUGGGGAAGAUCCCGAAGGAAAGCUGUGGAGGGAGAACCCAGCUACCUGCUGCUGGUGCUAAGCACUGGCCGCCUGGCUUUGCGAUAUUUUAGAUUGCUGAGUGGCCAUACACCACCAUAUUAAGGAAAACGGAUUUGGGAACAAGGUAGCACCGAUUCUUAUUCUACUUUAGUGUGGGGAGGGGUGUGUGAGUGGGUUACCUCUGUGAAGACGGAAGGAUUCUGAAGGAACCUUCCAUUGAGGGAUACCAGAUUUGGGAUAACCUGACGUUUCAAGACACCGGAUCAGACAGGGAGCCCGAUAACCACUUUCCUGAGCCUCUUCCCUAUCUCCCCUCUCCUCUCCCAGGCUAAUCAUCUCCAUGGCGCUGCCCCGGGCUCCUCCACUUCAGGCUUGGGCCUUGACAUUCCCUGCUCCCACCGCUUUCGCAUCUUCCACUUCCCGUCCCUUGGACUCCGAGAGUCCAGGGAUUCCCGGGGAGAUUCCCACGAAGGUGAAGCGGCCCAUGAAUGCAUUCAUGGUGUGGAGCUCGGGCCAGCGUCGCCAGAUGGCGCAGCUUCACCCCAAGAUGCACAACUCAGAAAUCUCCAAGCGCUUGGGCGCGCAGUGGAAAUCGCUGGGGGAGGCUGAGAAGCGACCCUUCGUAGAAGAGGCGAAGCGGCUCCGGGCGCGGCACCUGCGCGACUAUCCCGACUACAAGUACCAGCCGCGUCGCAAGGCCAAGAACACCGACCUGGGCCACGAAGGUCUGGAGCUGGCCAAGGCAAGCAACGGCAGCAGCAACCACGGCGCCGAGCCAGUAUGGGGGACGGGGGGAUUUGGCUACCAGCCCCACUACUCAUCUUCCUAUCUGGCCGAAGACUGCGGAGCUCAUCACUGGAAGCCGGAAGCCCUUUCCUUUUGUUCCCUUCCUCUUGGAGCUCCACUCCAAGGGGAGCUCUUGAAUCCCUACAACCCUUAUUCCCCUGGCCCCACCUCCUACAAUCCUGCUCUCCUGGGUCCCACCCCCUGAUCCACCUCUAAUACCCUAGGGUCCAGGGGCCAUGAAGGGAAUACACAGAUGCUUCUCUCAUCCUUCACUCAGACCCCCUGCCUUAACAGCAGUGUCCCCAGCCACAAAUAUACCACCUUCAGGUGACUGGACACCUGAAUUAUGAGGGACCCGAUUAAGGGAGAAUGCUGGAUUAUUUUUGUAUUGAAGAUACAAAUUUUUAUAUAUCGUAGGUUUUGUAAGAUUAAACUCAGACUUUGAGUUCUG